AUGCUGCAGAAAAAUGUUUGCGCAGCUUUCUUUUGGAGUGUGAAGGCUCUGUCGCCAACUUCGCCGGCGCGCGGGGAGAAUACGCAGGACCCGCCUGAGGCGCGGCCCUGCACGGACGGAUCCCAGCGGGCGCCCGCUCUCGUUUUGGAUUUUUACCUAUGGGCUUUUAUUUCAUGCCAGUAUCGUUUUAUUUCCUCCUUCGCGGGGGCGGCGGCGACUGAAAAUGGCGUGGUGCCGUUCAGCCUGCGAAUGCCGUCGCGCCAAUUCGAAAAUGAGCGCGAAAAACGAAGUUUAGGAAA
Molecule: messenger RNA, 299 nt
Organism: Trypanosoma conorhini
Lineage: Eukaryota; Euglenozoa; Kinetoplastea; Trypanosomatida; Trypanosomatidae
Exons: 1
Source: RefSeq, a predicted model, not a curated record